Messenger RNA from Penicillium chermesinum, 2127 nucleotides. RefSeq lists its product as uncharacterized. The record is from RefSeq and is a predicted model, not a curated record. Bases 1 to 2127 code for a protein of 708 amino acids. The transcript has 2 exons. NCBI's taxonomy places the organism in Eukaryota, Fungi, Ascomycota, Eurotiomycetes, Eurotiales, Aspergillaceae.
AUGUCUGACAACAACAAUAACACUGCCCAUCCGGGCGUUCGCAGCUUGCUGGCGAAGUUCGAAAACAGUCAGAGUCCCAUUACUUCCCCUCCUUCUCGCGGAAGAUCCCCUGUAGGCUCCAGCUCCGGACCUGAUACUCCUGGAUCGACUCGCCAGCUUUCUCGCGUCCGCGCCAGCUUCGUGACUGUGGAAGGAGCCAUUCAAUCAUCUACACAGGGCUCACCACUGCGGAAGACUAGUGGACCAAGUGACGAAUCUGGCAUGUUCGGUCCGCAGAUCAAUGAGCACGGAGUGGAAUCUCGCCGCGCAAACGUGGCUUCGCCUACACCUGGUGGUGGGCAUGGAGGCCAGCCCGGUGUUCUCGAUGCCCUGAACAAGGCAGACACACUGGCUACUCCGCCUGUGAAGCCAGACCAGCUGAGUGAUACUGAAGCGAAACCCACUCUUACCGAGAAUCCCACCCCACCAGCAAAGGUCCAAGAAACCAAGAAAGAAGGUACCAAGGCUAAUGAGACUGCACCUGUGGCUGCGAGUGGAGGAGAAAGUGCGGAGAAACUCGCUCCCAAGACUGUAACCAAGCGUCCAUCAAAUAUCCAUUCUGCGAAGAACAAUCCUCCAAGCAAACCCCCAUCGACCGCGGCUUCUACGGCUUCUAAGCAAACCCCGGCCUCUACUACCGGGUCGAAAUCAAGCCGCGAAGCUGCUAAAGAACGGUCGAAUAACCUUGCCUCCAAGUCUAGCCGCGCUUCUCUGAAUCCGGCAGCUAAACCCACUGCCCGAACCACGCGGGGUUCAACACCCGUCCAGGAGGCUACCAAGUCAUCACCGCCGAGCUCGAAGACGCGCCCAAAGUCUCCUACCAAGCCUGUACGACUGCCAUCUUCCAUGACUGCCCCUACUCAAUCUUCAGCCGCGAGAUUGGGAACUAGCGCCCCCUCUUCCGGUCGGACCAGUACUUCUGGUUCCACCCUCACAAGAAAGCCUUCCUCCCUCAAAAGCACCGCCCCCACUCAAACGCGCCCAGCUGCAGGUACUACUGCGAGUAUCCGUAAACAGUCAUCUCGACCUUCGCUUGCAAGUCAACCAGCCGAACGACCCAGCUCUCGGGUCAGUGAUGGAGGUGGUGGCACCAAGCCUGUGAACGAAGGGUUCCUGGCGCGAAUGAUGCGCCCCACUGCAAGCUCAGCCAGCAAAACUCACGAUAGACCCGAGGCUAAGGUCCCACCAAAGGGCACAACUCCGUCGAAGGCGCCUCGGAAAGCACCAGAACGCACUACUACUCAGCAUAAGGCAAAGGCUGCCCCUCUGCGCGCCCAAGCUGAGAGCAAGCAAGCUCCUAAGAAGGGGCCUGUAGCUCAGAAGGAACCACAGGAAGCCAAAGCGCCAGUGAAACAGCCGGAGAGUGAGAAAGAGAAUAUCGAAGAGCCUACUCCUUCAAUUCCUGAAGAGCCCGAGGUCACUCAAACUCAAAAAUCUGAUUUGGGAGGAUCUCUGGAAAGUUCUGCGAAGCCAACUUCUGAGGAGAAAAGUGAGGAGAAGGCAAAAGCUAAGGAGAGCCCUUCAGUUGAGACAGCUCCCGAACCUCUCGAGCCUGCUGUUCAGCACGUUGAAAAUUCAGUCCCAGAGCCAAUUCCAGAGGUAACUGAGCCAUCAACAGCAGAGACCGGUGAACAAACCCCCGCAAAGCCUGAAAAGCCUGCUUCUGAAGAGCCUCACCAGGCGCCAGAACAAUCAGCAACCUCGGAGAGUGCUACAGAUGCACCAGUUCCUACCGAGCCUGAAGCAAAAGAGUCGCAGGAAAUCCCAGUCGAGACUCCUGUUGAGGCUAAGACUGAUGAUGCAACCUUUGAGGACCAACCUGAGACUUCUACUGAAGGCUACUCUACCCCACUCCUUGACAUCGGCGCUCUUGCUGAUCAAGAAGAAACCCCUAAACCUGCUGCUACUGAGCCCGUGGAUGCUGAAUCCAGCGACGCUCUUAUUGACACUUCCGAUGCGCCCACAAAGGCUUCGAAGGACGUCAAUGUCUCAGCGCCCUCCGCCCAGCCUAACGAAGAGCCUCCUACCGGGGCUGGCCAAGCUCAGCAGCCCUCCGCCAGAGGCAAAGGCUGUCACCGACGAUAUUGA